Scatophagus argus is the source of this 7067-nucleotide messenger RNA. It is a transcript of the gene bahd1, whose product is annotated as bromo adjacent homology domain containing 1. The record is from RefSeq and is a predicted model, not a curated record. NCBI's taxonomy places the organism in Eukaryota, Metazoa, Chordata, Actinopteri, Scatophagidae. Gene Ontology annotation, molecular function: chromatin binding. The coding region runs from base 613 to 3195 and encodes 860 amino acids. The transcript is spliced from 7 exons.
UAGGUGAAAGCCAUCUGUCAGCCACAGCGGGGCUGCUGGGGACGGUGACAUGUGGACGCCGCGGCCGUGGCCCUUUAAGAAACUCCAUGUUUUCGCUACAUGAUGCGUCAACAUAAAAAAAAAAGCGGAUGAUGCUGUUAUGUAAAAACACGCUGAAGUAGAGCCGUAGUUUGCAGGAGCCUGUUGUAUUCUCAGCACGCCUCCGUUUGUCUUUUGAACGAGAAUUUGUAGUUUAAAGUCUACCAACCGGGGCUUUUUUUUCUUUUUCUUUUUCUUUUUUUUUUUUACGCGCAGCGCACGGAGCAGUUUGGAGUGAAGGGGGAAAAAGGGUUCAGCCGAUCAAGUCAACAUGAGUCGCCGUCCACUCUGUUUUCCUCCUUCAGUUGCGAGAAGCGUACACCUGACGCAUCGCUCUCUCCCCCUGUGGAAGUGAUCUUUCUUCCUCCAAAUCGUCUCUUUCGGGAUUAUUUGACGGUCUACACGGCGAGUGUGUGGACCCAUUUGAUGAUCCGUGAUGAUGCUCACUAAAGGGUCUCUCUGAGCUGAAACCCACCAUUGUAGGAUCCUGUGGAUGAAGAGGAGUUGGUGGAUCUGCCCACGGACGCUGAGAACAUGGUGAAAGCUCAGCAGAGUCAUUCUGUGAAAUUCUGGAAGUUCCGGAUGGAGAAGGGAAGCAAGGAGAAAGGAGGUGGCAUGAAAAAAGGGAAGGAGAGAAAGAAUGAGUUGAAAGGAAAGAAGAAGAAGAAGGAUAAGAAAGAGUCACACCGACAUAGGAAGAAGACACUGGCAGUGGGUGAUGGAGAAGCACUGGACUGUUGCGUCCUGCUAACCCGCCUGGAGGAGAAAAGAGUUGCGGGUAAAGAAAAGGAUGCACGGAAAACUGGGAAACAAAAGAACAUUAAGGUCAAAAGGAAGCUUCACUCCAGCUCCAUUCAAAAACGGACCAAAUCUGGACGAAAGAAAACUUCCAUAGCCAAUCGGCAAACACUGGAACCAAAAAUCAACCAAUCUGACGCCUUACUCAUGUUGCCCGUACCUGUCUUUGAGCCCCGGAGGAGGAGAAUGGCAGCUCUCAACGCUGAGGCUGUCAACAGCUUGCUGCUCUACAGACACGAUCCCCUCACGUCAAAUCUCACAUCAAAGAAACAGCAGUCUUUUCAUGGAGAGCCAGCUAAUGAUAAUCUCACUACAACUGAACAUAAAGGUCAUGACACCAAAAAGGUUCUUGCAGGAGGAAAAGUGGACCCAAAGGAAAGACCUAAAAAACAGAGGCGGUCAGCAGCAGAUGCUCAGAACAUUGACUGGUUGGCUUUGUUUGCGCCAACGCCUCGACGUCAGGCUGGCCUCACUGCUGCAACACUGCUCAAACUCACCAGUGCCGCCUAUGGAACCAAACGGCAAAAGAAGACAGAGUCCAAGCUGGGGAGUGGGAGUGAAGCAGCAGCUACGACUCAGGAUGAGAUUAGUAAACCGUUGUGUGGACAAACAACGCUGACCAAAAGAGCAACACAGCCCAAACACAAGGACCAACUAAAGCACAGACAACAGGGUAAAGAGGAUCCGCAUCAUUCCCGGCUGAGCUCUGCCACCCACGGGUGCUGUAGCUUGUGUAAAAGUGAGGCUUUGGAUCCAGAGUGGAAGGACACCACAGGCGGAGAGGAGUGCCUCAAACAUGCGCUCCCCUGUGGCUCCUCGCUGGGACACUCCUUGAAAACAAUCAAAGAGGAGCAGGUGGAGACCGAGUUGUCUUCCUGCUACUGCUGCUCCCAGGAGAGGUGUGUCGAGUACUGUCACAGACUGGCCCUCUUCCUGGAGGACAAGACCUUCAAGAAACCAGAGGAUGGCUCGCUGUCUGAGGUGUUCCACCAUCACCAUCACCACCACCAUCAUCAUCACCACCAUCUUCAGUCCCCCCACUCCGUAGCCCACCCAGCAGCCAUAACCAUCAGCCCACACACAUACACCUGUUUCCCUGGCUACUAUGUUCAUUUCAGCCACCCUGACAACUCCACCUCUCCCAUACCACCCCUCACUUUGUGCCCAAGAAGCAGCAAGAGACCCAAGCUGCUCCCCAGCAGCGGGCUGCAGUCCUCAGGGAUUACCCAUCCAAUGUACUGCUGCACCUCAGUGGAGGCGUGCUACGGAGAGCCCUGCAGGCUCAACGGCUACUCUUCCUAUACCAAUGUGAUUCCAGCCAUCGCCAGAGGAGGGUGCUCCUUCAGCCCCACUGACUGCACCAAAUGUAACCAUGGCAUCAAAAGAGACGACUACUCAUCAACUCCCAAUGACCAUCACAGUCCCUCCUCCAUCCCCAUCUGCCCCAGUCCCAGAAUCCUCACUGGCUGCCCCAUUCCCACGGUGCCUCCAGCCGGCCAAUCAGUGCCCCACAUUCAGACUCCACUGUCCGACCCCAGCCAACCACAGCCUCCGCUGCAGGUGGCGAAAGAGUGUCCGCAGAGUGCCAAGUCGCCCAGCGGGUCAAGGUCUGGCGCACGCGGCACCGGCAGCGUCAGUUCGGCUGUCCGCCCUCUCAACAGGGACAAGAAACAGAAGCUCAGCUCUGCCAGCAUCGUGCGAACGGUUGCCAAGCAGCCGAAGAACAACCGCCAAAAAACCACCAACGGCUGGCAGCCAGUUGGCCUGCCCUUUCAGAAGGAGGUUUUCUCCGUGGGAGAGGAGGCUCUGGUGCUGAGGAAGUGUUUCGAGGGAGUCCAGAGGGACGGGGAGCUGAUUCGGGUCAGAGACACUGUCCUGCUAAAAUCUGGACCUAGGAAGAAGUCUUUGCCUUACGUGGCCAAGGUCUCAGCUCUGUGGGAAGAGCCAGAGUCAGGAGAGCUGAUGAUGAGUUUGUUUUGGUACUACCGUCCAGAACACACUCAGGGGGGACGCAACCCCAGUGUACAUUGUGAGAAUGAGAUCUUUGCAUCUCGUCACCAGGAUGUGAACAGUGUGGCCUGCAUUGAAGACAAAUGCUAUGUCCUAACACUAGCACAGUAUUGCCGAUUUUGUGCCUUGGUAAAACGCCGUAGGGAUGGCGUACUUGACAGUGCCGCCUCCCUCAUGGUGCCACCCGUUGUUGGCAACGCCAUGCCCACCCACCACUGUGUGCCCGAUGACGUCGACCCAGAGCUGGUGUUUUUCUGUCGACACGUCUAUGACUUCCGCUACGGACGCCUUCUCAAGAACCUGCAGUAGCAUCUGACUGGGCAUGAGACACAAUGCUAUAGGACGUGAGAUAACAUUACUCUGGUUUCAUCCUCCAUGACUUUAAUUAGCUACAUACCUACCUGCUGCCUGUGUGAUGUUUAGGAUGAAGGACUGAGAAAUGAGCUUAUUUUCCUUAGAAAUCUCUUGUCCAUACUUACAUGGCACACAUUUAUUUAGUCCAAGUAAUGGUCUGAUAUGUUAUAUAAGAGUUUAUAUGGCAGUGUAAAUGGUCUUUAUCCUACAUGGCUCUCUGAUGUUGUAGCAGCUGUGUGAAGAACCUGAAAGUACUCUGCUGUAGAAAAUGCUACUGUAGCUCUUAGAAAUGUGACAUGUGAUAGAUAUGAAGAGAAGCUGAUGUUACAUGUGAAGCACUAUCUGCCUGACAGAUAUCAGACACACAGUGUGUCUCAGUGAUACACCAUGGCUAAAGAAAAUCUGAAGCAUAUCACGCCACAGUCCUUGAGAACAGACUGUUUCAGAAAAACGUUUCAGAGUGGCUGAAGAUUUAAUCACAUUUAUCCUUAGAUUGCUCUGUGAUUUGCAGUUUCUUGACGUCCAUCUGAAUGUAGAAACAUACAGGUUUCUACAAGGCACUGCAUAUAGAAGUCUUAGACAAAAGUUCUUGUGUGAACAUCUGUGUUCAAGAUGUUUUUGGAAGUGUGCUUUGUCGAUUUCUUGCUGAAAGUUAGAUGAGAAGAUGAAAGCCAAUGUUAAUGUGUAGGUUUUCUGGCUGGUGAUCUUAGCUUACCAUAAAAACUGGAAACAAUGUGAAGGUUUUCCUUCGACUAGUUGUCGUCUCCAGCUUUGGACAGAGUCGGGUUAGCUGGUUCCAGUCUUUGUGUGCAGCUGAGCUAACUGGUUGCUGAGAGUGGCAGUGAUGUUCUCAUUUAAAUCUUGGCAAGGAAAUAAAUUAGGGUAUUUCCCAAUUUUUAAGGAAUUUUAUCAUUAAGCAUUUUCAUGUUCAUGAAUUAACUGUAGGUCUAUGUAGAAAAUCUGAAGACGGCUGCGAGGCGAGUUUCUGAUCAGAAGGUUUGAUUAAAUUCAAAUUAAUGUUAAUGUUACCGCUGAUCAAGCACAUGCACAGCCAGCGAUGUGUAUGUGUCUACAUUGCUCUUGAGUUUCUGAGAGAAUUGAAGGUUAUAUGUCUGGUAUAUAUCUGUAACUCUGAAAUUCACCUCAGCGGUGAUUUUCACAGCUUUUUUUAUUGACCUGCACUCUACAAAGGAAGCACAGUUCAGUUUAUUUGAUUUUGCAGUGUGAAGAUGUCCAGUGAGCCGAGCAUUGAGGGGAUUUUUGUUAUGCCAAUGCUUAGGAAUAUUUUACUUUCUCAAAGCUGUUUGCCAGAGGUGUGAUUUGACAUCCGGUGUCAGCUAACUGUACAUUUGCAUUUAUAUAUCCGGAUGAGUGUCUGUUCAUGGCAGAUGGCAUCAGUUAGUCACCUAUAUUCUUGUUUGUUCGCCGAUGAGACGGUGAGUCAUGUAUUCAGUGUAGCAUUUAGAUCUGUGAUUAUGAUUCAUUCCUAUGUUGAGAAAAGAUAUGUAUUUAUUUCUGUACUGAGAAAAUCUAAUUUAUUUUCAAAAGAUAAUUUUAAAAAAAUAGAGUUUUAGAUGAGUGGCAUUCAUUCCUGAUUAGAGGAGAUCAAGGUGUUCUCUCCUUAGCUGCACUGUCUAAGAUGAAAAGUGUGCGUGUCAUUUGCAGUAGUAUUUCUGUGACCGACUGAGCUUGCUUGCCCAAUACAAACCUAUUAAAUAUUGUGUUGAGAUUCUGAAGUCCUCCAGGCAGAUUUGAGGACACAUUUGGAGUAUUUGGAAGGAUCUCAGAUACAGUUUGAAGGACAUCUGCUAACAUGUGACCAGAGACGCUUAACCUGCAGGACCAAAACGUACGUUGGCCUCUCUCAGAUUCCUGUCAUUCUCAUUUCACCUCUCCUCAGAUGAUAAAGCUUUGCUUCUUCACCUUUAAAUUUAACAACCAUUUAAACUUACCUUGCCAUUAGCCUGUGCCCUUGAUCUUGCUGCCUUAGAGAACAUUCCCAGCCUUUCAUUUAGAAAUGUGUAUCGAUAUCAGCCUGGGGUGAUGAAGGUUUUUGUUGUACUGAUCUUGAUUCCUAAAUGCUUGAGAUGCAUUGCAGGUCCAUCGUAUUCAUAUGAUCUUAUGUGACCUGAAAGGCCAAACUAAUCCUUGAUCUACACUUAUUUUGAGAAAGAUCUGCCCACGUUUGAUUCAAUGUUCCACCUGGUUGUUGGUAUCAAACACCCAACUGUUGAGAGUUAAAGGAGAAGAUCACUAAGAUCAAUAAGUAGCGCCCAGUUAGGCUAGCUUAGCAUAAAGACAGCAGUGGGAAACCUAGCUCUGUCAAGAAAGGCAAAAACAUCCACCUACCAGCACCUUUAAAACUCACUAAUUAACAUGUUGAAGUAUAAAACAAUAGUUUGCUGAUAGCGGUUUCUCCCUGUUUCCAGUCUUUAUGCUAAACUAAGCUAACCAUGUGCUGGCUGUAGCGUCAUAUUUAGCGCCCAGACUUGAGUUACACUGAUCACUCGCUUAAAAAUUUGUAGUUUUGCGCUUCUUGAAGAGCAGUGACUGCAGUCAGCUUGAAUUCCAGCAACAGCAAUGAAUUUAAUUUGUUACAAGCUUUCAUGGUGGAAAAAAUGUAAGCUAUUAAAAAAAAAUUCACAUAGACAGUUGAAAAGAGGUUGAAAGCAGAGGAUGCAGCUGGUGUACUUGAGAUACUGAAAAUACUAAAGGUAUGGAUGGACAGUGAAUAAGUUGAUUAUCCUUCAAGAGUGUUUUAAGUCUUUUUACUCCACUUUGAACCUUGUCACCAUUUGAAUUUUUUGUAUUGGGCUGUUUUUAAGCUGACCUCAAGCGCUGUUCUGUAUGAAGACGGAAACUGCUUAAAGCCAUGUUACAGGCACAGGGGGGUGAGUAUGUGACAGUCUUAACAUAGAUUUUGGGUGGAGUAUCACUUGAAAAUGCCCACAUCCUACUUACUUCUGCUUCACUCCCUAUACAAAAGGCAGGGUAAAUUAAUUUUGUGUGUUGAUUUACCAAUCAGAAUUCACUAUAACCUAUUACUGUAUUAAUAUUUGACUUGACAAACAGGCCUCCUCAGAUGAGUAUUUUCAUAUUGGCUAAUUCAGGCUACUAUGGAAAGAAACUUUGCUCUUUUAAUCUGCCUUUCUCAGUAAACCAAAGCUUAUCAGUCUUUAUCAAAACUGUGGCAGACUCUCUCCACUGACUGUUGAAUACUGAUUUAUGGUGGAUGUAUGGCAGUAAAGCUCCCACAGCACAAUCAAGCAGAACUACUUUCGACUUGAUUUGGUUCUGCAGUUUAAAAUCCCCCUGGCUGUUCUGGAUCAGAGUUAGGAAUCACACACAGAAUAAACAUGUAUCAUGGCCUUAGGAAUCACUCAGCAAACUAAUUAUGUUUAAUCAAGAUGUGUGACACUUAUGUCUUAAUUGGUCCUCUGUGCCUGUUCCCAUUGAUCCGUAUAUAUUCCAAGCUCUUUUCAUUUAGAGAAGGACAAGCAGUUACUGUUGUUUUUACCCACCUUCCAAAUGCCUUUCAUUUUGGUCAGCCGACACUUGUCUGAUGUUAAAUUAAAGAAAUGUUUGCACCAGAAAGUGAGAGGGGAGAAGGUAUUGAAACAUGAAUUUAUUUUCAUCCCCAGGUGUAUACAAAAAAUGUAAACUUUGGUUCUUCUGAUGUGAAUUUAUGUUCUUAUUCUUUGCAUGGCGUUUUGGAAAUAUCUCGGAAAUAUUAAUCACAGCACAGAUUAUUUGUAUGGUUUCAAAUGGACCUCUGUAAUAUAAGAAAAAUAUUUAAUUGUAAUAAAUAAUAUAUGAGUUUGAAUGUU